AUGGCUCUGCCUCGAGCUUUACCAGCAACUCUGGGCGUCGUUGCAGUUGUGGCGACGGCUGCCUUGUUGGUCGUUCACAUCAUUCUCGCUCAAUCAACUUCAAGUUUGUCAAUGCCAACGCAAGUCACGGCUACUUCCAUAGUAGCCUCGGUAUUUGAGGCUUGCGUCCUUCUGGUUCUCUGUUGGCUUUCUUUCCUCUACAUUCAUAUCGGUACUAAGGACCCCUUCGAAGCCCAUAAUCUCUUGUGGUUCAGUAUCAUUGCAACGUUCGUCACGGUCGCUGGAGUGGUCUCGGCGGUUACAGUAGCCAGCCUUCACAACGCAACCUCCUCUCUGGCAACUGGUAUUCUCGGGCCUGAGCCCAUGUCGUUGGUGAUCGGCAGCUCAGUCGUCCUUGGAGUCGCAUUCACCACGCAAACCGUAUUUCUCAUCGUUCAUUUUUUCAUUGUCAAAAUCUACGGUGUCGCAUGCGGCUCGGACGUUGAAGCUGGUGGUCGUCGGCCGAUCAUGGCCCAGGUCAAGUCAAUUCCUUACAGCCAAACCAGCCCGGCCCCUUCUCGGGCUCGAGGCGGUUCGGUGAGCUCUAGGACCCCUCCUGGAUCGAGCGGCGGUCGCUCUACUACCGAAACCAUGUGCUCAGUUCGCUCCUCGUUGUCGCACGCUGUAAGGCCAACAACCUCUAGGACGAGACUGAUCUCCAGCAGUCAACGAUCGAGUCGCCGACCGGAGUCACUCGACCUGAAUGCGAUCAAGGACAGGUCUAGUACCAAUGAAGACUCCUUCGAAACCUGGGACCUAUCUGUAGUCGACCAACAUAAUCGUCAAAUAUCGCUGCAAACAACGGGCAGCAGCAUCAAAGGUGGCCACUUCCUCGAGACCAUACCCGCGAGUCCAACGAUAAGCCGGAGUUCAAGUCCUGGUACGCCACUAGACCUGGAGCCUCCACGUCGGCCUCGCAGGACCCGCAGCUUCAGCCCCAUGUCAGAGCAUGGUCGGCUAUCCGCAGGACUCACACAACACGUCAAUGCCAGCGAAUCGCAUAUUCACCCUCUAUUCCGCUCAGAUUCGCCGACGCCGCCGCCGAUCGCCAAGCCCGGUACUGUGGUUACUGCAGCCCCAAAUGCCGGACAGAUCGUCGCGCCAAGUGUCCAGGGGAUCCGAAGGAUACGUAGCGGCAGCUUACCGCAAGUACCAAGCCCUCUCAGUCGACAGGGUAGCUUUGAGGAGUUUUCUCGCGCGAUGCAGCGAGACUCUCUUCGUGAGGAAGAUGAAGAGGAUGAGCCGGAGCAGGCAGAGGGUGACAAAACAUCACAGCCUAGCUCACCAGAAUCGGAAGAUGGCAAGCUGACGCCACCAAUCCCCGAUUGGAUCAUGACUGCUGGAGCCAGGACCUCACUUUACGGUUACAACAGCCGUAGGGCGAGCAGUAGGAGGACACAAAGCAGGGGGAAGGAUGAGGAAGAGGACAUGCCUACUCGGCAGUCAUAA
Molecule: messenger RNA, 1488 nt
Organism: Pyricularia grisea
Lineage: Eukaryota; Fungi; Ascomycota; Sordariomycetes; Magnaporthales; Pyriculariaceae
Exons: 1
Coding region: 1-1488 (495 amino acids)
Source: RefSeq, a predicted model, not a curated record